AUGAACAUUCAAAUAUCCGGUAAUUUGAGCAAACCUACCGUCAUCUUCAUCGCUGGAUGGCCAGACACCUGUGAUAUCUUCCGCAACAACGUCAUGGCUACCUUGGCCGCGGACUACCGCAUUGUUGGUGUGACGUUGCCCGGAUUCGACGACGAGCAUCCGUUUCUAGCAGAGCUGCGCAAGCGAGAUAGCGCGGCGACGCGGAAUGAGUCGAAGAGGAUGUGGCGCCACAGAGAAGAGGUAUCCACCAGAUUUGUUGCAACUGCCUCCACAGGAACGAGCACAGAUUUACCUUUUCGAUUUCUCACUUCUGUCGGCGCUGCACCACGGUCACACAGCGGCAGCAAGAUCAGCGGCGGCGCAUGUGUGAGCACACCGCUGCAGUCUUUCGGCCUUCCGAGCUGCUGCGCCACAUUAGAGCCAUUCCGUACUUCCUGGAAGGGUCACAGCUUCGAAGAUCUCGUGACACUGCUCGAGAUCGCGGUGGACACAGCGAUGGAAACGUGCAACUACUGCCCACCUGUUGUGUUACCCACCUCUGCGGAGGCACAAGAUAGCCCCAGGUGCAGCAGCAGCAGCAGCAGCAGCGGCGAAACCGAAACAUCAGACUCCAGCACCGCUGCGUUUGCACCACACCAGUUGCCGCCGAAGUACACUCGACCAGUGAUCAUCGCUCACGACUGGGGGUGCUUAUUGGCAUAUGAAUUGCUCCUUGCCAGGCCGGGGCUUUUCUCCCGCAUCGUUGCCCUCGAUGUUGGAGCGUACCUGUUUGAAAGCGAAGCCGCUCACGUUGAGCGCAUGUGCGCUUUGGUAUCAGCGCAAGACAAGGGCAGGCCAACGGAGAUGGCCGGCAAUUCGUUCGCAGCGGCUCAGGCGAAGGUUUCACUGGAAACAGAGAAGGCUGUCAAAUUCUCGACUUCUGGGCAGGAGGACAACGCCAUACCUCAGAUUACAGUCAACCGUGAUUCACACGUGGUUCAAGAUGGACUAGGGGUACCGUCGGGUGGCCCCACACCGACCAUCACGCUACUGCGACGACAGAGUAGCUCUCCCCCGGAAACUCUGUCGUCUCUAGUAACGAUUCCCCACAAUGUGGCGCCUGGAGGACAAUUUAAAGCGCAAAGGGCCUUGUCACCCUUGUCGCAGAUGCGCACCGAUCCUCCGAGUCUAGGAACGAAGCGCUCUCUCGCUUCACAGUACGCUUUCCGCCGGCGCAAGGGCACCGCACUACCGCAGCGUGCUGAGACGCGUAAAAUGCUUUUAAUUGUACUCUAUCAGUUUUUCUUGAUCACCUGUGAGCUAUUUGUACCCCAUCGACUGGCACGCUGGCUUUUGGGCCUCCUUUCAAGCCUUUUUGGGCGACCCUCCUACACGUUCGACCCGCAAAUGGUGGCCACGCCGACGAUGGAGCUGCUGAACCACACCCUCAACGCACAGUUCUUUGCGCGCCACCCCUUCGCUAUCGAAAACCGCGGCGCCCUGCAAGUGCCCAUGCUACUACAGACCCGGGAGCCAGGGUCUUCAUCUUCUAGUGCUACUGCGGCGGCAGCCGUCUCCUUGGAAGCCAGCUACGGCAAGAACAAGGGCCCUGUGCAACCAACGACCGCCGGCUGGAAGAUCAUGCUGAUCCCCUAUGUAGAAAAGACGUGCGUGAAAGCCUUCCCAGGUAGGGCGAGGUCUGGCAAUCAGGAUCAACUGGCAGGGAAAGGUCGUCGUACGGCAUCGAGUCGUCGCUCUCUCUACGAGGAUGGGGUUGGCAUGGCCUUUGACGGAAGCUUCAGAACGAUUCACAAGUCCACGCACUGCGGGCGAAUAAGGCGGUACUCGGUCGAAGGAAGCUCGGCCACAGACAGCUCCGCAAGCGCUGAUGGUACCAGCGACGCCUCGGAGGGUAACAGCAGUGCUAACCAAAGCUUUAGUGCAUGGGAAGAGAACACCCCCGCAGAUGGGGCGCACGUGGUUUUCUCGUCAUACGCAAAGGGUGCUCAUAUGGUGUCCGAUGAGUGGAACUCACUCACCACGGGCACGCGCGGCAUUUUCGGUGGAAGCCACGGCGGACGCGGUAACAGCGGCGAAUUUGACCCGUAUACUUCCGUCAACGGCAUCACUGCGCCAGUGUGGGACACCGACGAUCCGCUGACUCUUACAGGUGCGCAGAGCUUCAUGGAGACGAACAGGGUAGCAGGGGUAAACAGCAAGGACGCCGUUCACCUGCUGGCUGCAGACGGCACUCUUGCCAGUGGCGGCGGUCGCGCUGAUAUCGUCGGCGUCUCUUCCAGCCCCGGUUCAAGACAAAUGCAUGUCGCAAAGCGGCGUCUCUUUUACCAGGCUUUCGUGUUUCCACCGUUGAAUCACGACGCCGCUGGGCCAUCGUCGUCCUCGUUUCACGGCGACCUCGACGAUGGCGCUUCAGGUAGAAGCUCUGCUGAUGCACGCGCGACGGCGCUGUGCCGUUUGAGCAAGCCCAACCGCGCCGCUUCACAGCAUCCUGCUGUGCCGGUGCGCGCUUCACCAUGGCAGUCGUGGAUCUACCUCCGAUUCUGGUUGGGAAGGUUUCUGUUGCACUUUGUGGCGCUAGUGUCGUGGCUCCUCGGAGAACAGUACUCCACGCAGCCGUCCGCUGUGCCGGGGGACGGAACAGCAGUGGUGACUGCGAGCAGCGUUUCAGGCAAGGUGUCAUCGAAUGUCAUGACCACAGCGAUGACUACCAUUUACCGUCGGCUGCCUGCUACACCCUCACUCGCGGCAGAUGUUUCUACCCUUCCGGGUAACGGUGACGUCGUGCUGCAACCAAAGAGCUACGCACCACUGGUCACGCAGCGGUACUUUGUGCCUCUGCCGAUUCCGAUUCUCUUCAUGUACGGCGGCGAGAAGCGCAUCAUGUUUCAUGCUGAUCACUGGUGUUCAUACAUCCGCCACUAUCAGCGGCCACGUGACGGGAUUUCCGAUGUGGUCGAGGUGCAGGGCGGGGGCCACUGGUUCUUUGCGGAGAAGAAGUAUCAAAAGAAAGUGGCUGAUCGCAUCGCCGAAUUCCUUGCGGCAGAGCCGAAGACUUCCUAUGUGGUCUGA
Leishmania braziliensis MHOM/BR/75/M2904 is the source of this 3069-nucleotide messenger RNA. RefSeq lists its product as hypothetical. The coding region runs from base 1 to 3069 and encodes 1022 amino acids. NCBI's taxonomy places the organism in Eukaryota, Euglenozoa, Kinetoplastea, Trypanosomatida, Trypanosomatidae. Gene Ontology annotation, molecular function: hydrolase activity. The transcript has a single exon. The record is from RefSeq and is a predicted model, not a curated record.